Anopheles nili is the source of this 171-nucleotide messenger RNA. RefSeq lists its product as uncharacterized. Bases 10 to 171 code for a protein of 53 amino acids. The record is from RefSeq and is a predicted model, not a curated record. The transcript has 2 exons. Lineage: Eukaryota; Metazoa; Arthropoda; Insecta; Diptera; Culicidae.
CAUUACAAAAUGGGAGCUAAGGGUAGCGUAGAGGCUGCCAAGAUGAACGCCGAUGGCUGGGGCCACUUCGAGCGUGGCAGCCGUCACUACAGCCACAGACAUAACCAGCGGUCCCAGUCGUUGAACCGAGGCCAAGCUCUUUCGCGAGCCGAUGUCAGUGGGAUGUGGUGA